CAAUAGUUCACUGGAGUUAACAAUGGUGAAGAGGUCAGGAAAUCGCUCACAUCUGAGAGUGAGCUGGGGUGAACAGCCAGGGAUCCUCCUGCACGGACUGGGUCUAACCCAGGGGUUGCUUCAGGGAGCCCCCUCCCCAUUAACAAGCAGAAACUUCCUGCCCUCUGAGCAGAAGGGAAGGCAGAGACCUCCUCCUGCUGUCCUGCAGGGCUCACAUCCCCUCAGCAGCCCCCAGGCUCCUGAUCCACGGGAGGCAUCCACCAAACAGGUAAUUUGGCUGAAUUUGCCUUGCCCCUUUCCCAAGGCACAAAUCCACUUGGCUUGGCUGCAAAACUUCACUCACACCCAGCAGAAUGUUUAAAAAAGUCACCAGAUACAUCGUAAGUCAAAUGGAUCCAAAGGAAGAAUUGGUCCCCGUGGAGAGCAUUGCAGACCACGAGCACUUCAGACCCUCCUGCCUUCUGGUAGGAAAAGAAAAAAGAAAAACCGUGUUCCACCAAGGUCCCUACUACCAGCGCACAGGGUUCACACUGGACGAUGUGCUGCUGCCUGGAGAUGAUGGGAAAAGCACAGAUUCCCUCCAUCCCUCGGGAGAUGGUCCACAUUCCAGACAAUUCACUCUCACCAAAGUCACCACUGACCAAGUCGAUGGGUGCCUCAGCCUUAGUGUUGACCCUGCAAAUGUGGAGCUGAAAGGAGGUGGCUCUGUGUCCCAGGAGUUUUCCAUCAAGCCUCAGACCAAGACCAUAUCCAUGGGCUCACUGGAGGCCCUGAGACAAAAAAGAAAAAUCAACAUGGAUCACUCCUUCAUCCAACAGCUCCAGAGGACAAAGCUCAAAUUGUUCUUGGUUUAUGAAACCCUGGAAGCCUCAGAGGAGGCCGUCUACAAGGAGUCCACCAAGGUACACGGGAGCUUCCUGGCCAAGAUUUACGCCAAGUUCUCUGCAAAGGGCACCACAGAGAACAGACAAAGCAUAGUCAUCCCCAAGAGCUGCACCCUGGCCUUCAGGGCCAUCGAGAUGAACAUUUACAAGGGAGAAUGGAGACUGGGAUUUUUCAUACAGUGUUCUGGUGAACUUGUAGGUUACGAAGAUGAUGGUCCCUCAGAAGUGGUGAGAGAAGUUGUACAACACUAUGCGGUUUUCUCCAAGCUGUCUCCUGACCUGCGGGUCAUGUUCCUAAAGACCAUCACAGCUGUGCUGAGAGACAGGAACCUCUUUCCAGAGCUCAGCCAGAAGAUGGAAGAUGUUUUUGCAGGAAUUGAUGGUUAUGAGCUGAAAACAGAAAGCCCAGACUUAAAAGACCUGUUGAGCACCUUAGAGAAUUCUCCAAGAGAUCAUCGUCGUCUGCUAGCAGAGGGAAUAACCUACACCCUUGAUGCUUUGGAUGAGCUACUGGACGAUCAGCUGCUGCUGCUGCUGGAAUCCUUGGAAAGGAAGAUUGUGUCCCAGCAGCUGAAGCUGGUUGAGAAACUCCUGGAGCACGAGCUGGAGAAGCCUUUCCGUGUGGACGCCAGGCUGCUCUCCUUCCCACGGCAGGAGGAUCAGCACUUGACCAUGGCCCUGGUGGAGCUGAGCAGAGUGAAGCUCCAGGAAGAUGGAUCAGCUGUGCCCAUGGAACAUCCCUUUGAGGUCAUGGCUGCCCUGUACGUGGCCCUGUACAUCCUCUGCCUCCUCAGUGACCCCAAAUAGGCACCUGGCCCUGCCCAGGGAACCCCUCCCCAAGGUGCUGGGAAACUUCUGCCCAUGAGCCACUUCUCUCCCCCAUUUUCAUCCUUGUUAAUGCUUAUGGCUGCUUUGGCUGGGAAAAGCAAACUCAAGGCAGGAAACCUCAUUAUGGAUGCAAAAGGCUGGAUAUCAAAGUGGAUUUCUCUGGCUGUUCCCUGUUGAAAGCAGAGGGACAAUUGGAAAAUCCAUGAGCCCAGAUAACCACAGGCCUGGCUGCUGUGCCUCAUGUAAUCCUGCUUCCCUAAAAACACUGCUGCUUCUGCAAUUAAUGAACAGGAAAGGGAAGGGCAAGGGAAUGCCAAGGGAAAGGGAAUGCAAAGGGAAAGGGAAUGCAAAGGGGAAAAAAUGCAAAGGAAACAAAGGAAAAGACCUGCAGUGACCCAAUUACCCUGGUCCCCCCUGUGGGUUCCGGGGGGCUCCAUGAGGUGUUUGUGGCACAAAGGUGGGGGGAUCCCAGGGGAUUCACCGACCCUUUCUUGGACCCAAUGCUGCCAUGGCCCCUGGGCUGCUCCAGGGACACGGGGCAGUGCUUCAGUUACAAUUUAAAUACUCUCAUUAUCACUUUAUAAAUAAAGAGGAGCUACUUGCUGAGCAA
Messenger RNA from Myiozetetes cayanensis, 2322 nucleotides. RefSeq names its product gasdermin A (gene GSDMA). The transcript is spliced from 11 exons. Bases 354 to 1691 code for a protein of 445 amino acids. Gene Ontology annotation, biological process: pyroptotic inflammatory response; defense response to bacterium. Gene Ontology annotation, molecular function: phosphatidylinositol-4-phosphate binding; phosphatidylserine binding; phosphatidylinositol-4,5-bisphosphate binding. The record is from RefSeq and is a predicted model, not a curated record. Lineage: Eukaryota; Metazoa; Chordata; Aves; Passeriformes; Tyrannidae.